Mercenaria mercenaria is the source of this 506-nucleotide messenger RNA. Its product is annotated as huntingtin-like. NCBI's taxonomy places the organism in Eukaryota, Metazoa, Mollusca, Bivalvia, Venerida, Veneridae. The transcript is spliced from 5 exons. The record is from RefSeq and is a predicted model, not a curated record. Gene Ontology annotation, cellular component: cytoplasm; nucleus. Bases 132 to 506 code for a protein of 124 amino acids.
CGAUUCUCACGUGACUUCCGGUUAUCGGAGACAAAAAAUGGGAUAUUCUACAGGUGGAGGCUAAUACCAGAAAUAGAAGAGGAAAUUUGAAAGUCUGAGUGAAGAUUGAGGUUAUCGAAAGGUACUAGAAAAUGGCGACUAUAGAGAAGCUGAUUAAGGCGUUUGAGGCUCUGAGAGCCUACCAGUCUGCAGUAUCAGUUGUGGAAGAAGUUGUUGUUAAGAAGAAAGAACAGCCAGUAACGAAAAAAGAUAAGAUUCAGAACUGCAACCUGAUUUCUGACUGUAUAUGUGCCAGUAAUAUGAGAUCAGUGACUGACUUUCCAAAAUUUCUCGGAAUUGCUAUAGAAACUUUCUUGAACUUAUGUGACGACCCAGAAUCGGACAUACGUAUGGUGGCGGACGAAUGUCUCAACAGAUCUAUUAAGGUAAGAAGCCUACAGAUCAAUUACAAAGAUAUAAAAUCCGUUAGAAAAAAGGAGAUCCCAGAAAACCAAAUGUCGCCUUAG